Messenger RNA from Gorilla gorilla gorilla (western lowland gorilla), 1891 nucleotides. Its product is annotated as putative coiled-coil domain-containing protein 144B. The record is from RefSeq and is a predicted model, not a curated record. Lineage: Eukaryota; Metazoa; Chordata; Mammalia; Primates; Hominidae.
UUGGCGGUGGUCGCUUGGCUUGGCGUGGCAGUGAUCGCUUGGCUUGGCAUUUCUGGCUUGGCGGUCCUCCUUUCGCAGAUUGGAAACCGCGGGCUAUCCUGCUGGGAGGUUGUGGCCGAGGCAGUAGCUCGCUACUGAUGGCCUCCUGGGGUGGAGAAAAGCGGGGAGGGGCUGAGGGGUCUCCGAAGCCGGCAGUCUACGCCACGAGGAAGACCGCUAGCGUCGGGAGCCAGGGGGACCAGUGGUACUUGGGCUACCCGGGGGACCAGUGGUCCUCGGGCUUCUCCUACAGCUGGUGGAAACACAGCGUCGGCAGCGAGAGCAAGCACGGUGAGGGCGCCUUAGACCAGCCCCAGCACGAUGUCCGCCUGGAAGAUCCUGGCGAGCUCCACAGAGCUGCCCGGUCGGGCGACGUCCCUGGGGUGGAGCACGUCUUGGCUCCUGGAGACACUGGCGUGGACAAGAGGGAUAGGAAGAAGAGCAUUCAGCAACUAGUUCCUGAAUAUAAGGAAAAACAGACACCUGAAAGUCUUCCUCAAAAUAACAAUCCAGAUUGGCAUCCUACUAAUUUGACCCUUAGUGAUGAGACUUGUCAGAGAUCCAAGAAUCUGAAAGUUGAUGAUAAAUGUCCAUCUGUAUCACCAUCAAUGCCUGAAAAUCAGUCAGCAACCAAAGAACUGGGACAGAUGAACUUAACAGAACGAGAAAAGAUGGACACUGGAGUUGUACUUCUCUCAGGGAAUGAUACUCUCCAUGACCUGUGCCAAUCACAGCUACCAGAAAACAAAGAGAGCAAAGAAGCAGAACAAGACUUGGAGCUGACAUCAGAGGAAGAGCAAGAAAGACUUAAAGGAUGCGAAAAUAAGCAGCCACAGAAAACGUCUCAAGAACCAGAAAUGGCUAAGGAUUGUGAUAGAGAGGAUAUACCUAUAUAUCCAGUACUUCCUUAUGUGCAAAAAUCUGAGGAAAUGCGGAUUGAACAAGGCAAAUUAGAGUGGAAAAACCAAUUAAAACUUAUCAUAAAUGAGUUAAAGCAGAGGUUUGGUGAAAUUUAUGAAAAAUACAAAAUUCUGGCUUGUCCUGAGGAAGAGCCACUACUUGAUAACUCUACAAGAGGAACAGAUGUGAAGGAUAUUCCCUUUAAUUUGACAAAUAACAUACCUGGUUGUGAGGAAGAAGAUGCAUCUGAAAUAUCUGUCUCAGUGGUAUUCGAGACAUUUCCUGAACAAAAAGAACCCAGUCUCAAAAAUAUCAUCCAUCCAUACUAUCAUCCAUACUCUGGGUCCCAGGAACAUGUUUGCCAGUCAUCUUCUAAGCUUCAUUUACAUGCAAAUAAAUUAGACUGCGACAAUGAUAACAAACCAGGCAUUGGACAUAUUUUUAGUACAGAUAAGAACUUUCAUAAUGAUGCAAGCACUAAGAAAGCAAGGAACCCAGAAGUGGUUACGGUUGAAAUGAAAGAAGACCAAGAGUUUGAUUUGCAAAUGACAAAAAAUAUGAACCAAAAUAGUGACAGUGGCAGUACAAAUAACUAUAAAAGCCUGAAACCUAAAUUAGAAAAUCUGAGUUCUUUACCACCAGAUUCUGACAGAACAUCAGAAGUAUAUCUACAUGAAGAAUUACAGCAAGACAUGCAAAAGUUUAAGAAUGAGGUCAACACAUUAGAAGAGUUCCUGGCUUUGAAGAAAGAAAAUGUUCAACUUCAUAAAGAGGUUGAAGAAGAAAUGGAGAAGCACAGAAGUAAUAGCACAGAAUUAUCAGGAACCCUAACUGAUGGUACUACUGUUGGCAAUGAUGAUGAUGGACUAAAUCAGCAGAUUCCUAGGAAGGAAAAUGGAGAGCAUGACAGGUAAGCCUAUAGCAGCGUUUAACAGGAGACAAUUGGUCAAGU